GGUGCCAGAGUGGCAGACGUGUGCACGUGGCAAAUUCGAUACGACUUAUUUGUGAAUAAUAUUUACAACGAAUCGCGGUUGACUAACGCCACGCGUAAAAUUUCAUGAUGAAGCGACGUAUGAUCUUGUGUGUUCUCGUUAUUUGUGGUAUUUCGAAAACUCUUGCGAAAAUUUGUCAAAAGCCAGAGGUUGUCGCGAGCGCAUAUGUCACGGAAGACGCAACGAUUCUAACGAACGUUGCUUUCACAACGCAAUUUCUGCUCAAGUGCAGCAACGGAGUAAAGGGUAUUACACUUUACGCAGAAGUCGAUGGCAAAUCAUUACCAGCUGCCAGGUUGAGUUCAGAUAACAAGUACCAGGUUUCAUGGACGGAAGAUGCGAAAAAAGCUCGAUCCGGGGAUUACAACAUAAAAUUGUUCGAUGAAGAAAGAUAUUCGGCUAUACGUAAGGCAGUACGGAACGGAGAAGAUCCGAGCAGCGUGAAACCAUUGGCUGUAGUAGUACUUAACAAUCCUGGAGUGUACCUUGGACCUUGGGUCAAUUCGGAACUCCUCGCUGUUCUUUUAGCCACUUUAAUCGCGUAUUCCGCUUUCUCCACCAAAUUUAAACUCCUCGCUUGAAUACUCUUUAGGAACAAAUUAAUAAACAAAAAAUAACUUUUAUAAUUUGUCAACGUGUGUACAGCAAUGUGUA
Molecule: messenger RNA, 693 nt
Organism: Ceratina calcarata
Lineage: Eukaryota; Metazoa; Arthropoda; Insecta; Hymenoptera; Apidae
Gene: Tapdelta
Product: Translocon-associated protein delta
Exons: 2
Coding region: 105-620 (171 amino acids)
Cellular component (GO): endomembrane system; membrane; endoplasmic reticulum
Source: RefSeq, a predicted model, not a curated record